This is a messenger RNA of Colletotrichum scovillei, 2334 nucleotides long. RefSeq names its product hexokinase-1. Gene Ontology annotation, biological process: intracellular glucose homeostasis; glycolytic process; glucose 6-phosphate metabolic process. Gene Ontology annotation, cellular component: mitochondrion; cytosol. The transcript has 3 exons. Gene Ontology annotation, molecular function: D-glucose binding; fructokinase activity; mannokinase activity. The record is from RefSeq and is a predicted model, not a curated record. The coding region runs from base 344 to 2113 and encodes 589 amino acids. NCBI's taxonomy places the organism in Eukaryota, Fungi, Ascomycota, Sordariomycetes, Glomerellales, Glomerellaceae.
CCCAUCUCCUUUUUCCACACAUUGCGCAACUUCAAACGUCAGAUUCAACUUUUAGAUUUCUUUAUUCCCGACAACCAGGCCAUUUUCAACUCUCUGCCUGUAAAGCUUUAUUUCAGCCACCCAAGCGAGCAUACCUACCUAAUCCGCAAACGAACACCCAUCCAACCAAGCGACCGGCCUUGGACCCGGCGAAGCACAGCAAGGGUAGCAGAGUGACAUACACAGUAGACAAAGCUACAGAUCAUUAUACAAACAUAGAAACGUAGGAAACAGCCUCAUCGCCUCGUCGCCUCGCGCCUCACUCACGCCUCACCACCAACCCCCGCGCCUGAGCACAAACGACAUGGAUCCCGGCUCUACCCUGCAGCACUUCCUGCAGCCCCUCCAGGUCGAUGCCCACAAGAUUCAUACACUGUCCAGCCUUUUCUUGUCCAAUUUCAAAGACCUUGCUCUUCACGCCCAGGAUCAGUUCCUCUCCACGCCCAUCUCAGAGUCCAUCUUACGACAUGUCAGCCAAGAAGGUCGUGGAAGACACCUGGCCAUUGACAUCGGCGGAACGAAUCUGAGGGUAGGCCUCGUCGAGCUGGGGCGCAAAUACUCCACAGACACCAACAAGACAACCUCAUCCUCGGCCAAGCCCAAUGGAACCUCAUCCUCAUCAACCCUCAAACUCAGAGAGGAAGCAUGGCCCAUAGACGAUCGCGUCAAAGCAGAUGCCAAAGGGGAUCCCCAGCUCCUCUUCGACUGGAUUGGCGCCCGCAUUGCAUCCGUCGUCCGCAAUGCCCGCAAGGAGUCCCUACUGCCCGAUGAUGAGGAGUCCAUUCCCAUGGGUAUCACAUUCAGCUUCCCCAUGAUCCAGCGUUCUAUCGCCGAAGCACAAAUCAUGACAAUGGGAAAAGGCUUCAGUAUAAAAGGCUACGCUACACUAGGUCCUUUGCUCAUCAGGGGCUACGACAAAGCUCGCAAUGCCCAAUCCAACGGAAUCCAUAGUAGCCCUCUGCCCCCCAUCCACGCCGCCGCCAUAUCAAACGAUUCCGUCUCAACACUAAUCACCUUCAUCUAUCUCUUUGACGACUUCAAGUCGAACCCCAAGACAAAAUCAAAGUCUGAAUCCAAGUCACCGCCCCUCAUUAUCAAAAAGGCAAGCAUGGGCCUCAUUGUCGGUACAGGCUGCAACGCCACCAUUUCCCUCCCUCUCACCGCCCUGGGCCCCGGAAAAUGGCCCGAAGCUGUGAGCACCCUUCCCGGCGAACCCGCCGGCCACAUCCGUAUCGCCGUGAACACAGAAUGGAGUAUCCGCGGUACGGCUCCACCCCUACGUGAACUGGGCUUCAUCACAGCAUGGGACACAGCCCUUGACGAUGCCCUCGUCGGGCCAGGUGAGAUUGCUGGCUUCCAGCCCCUGGAGUACAUGACGGCCGGCCGCUAUCUCGGCGAGCUGGGUCGCCUCGUUCUAGUCGACUACCUCCGUACCGUUCUUGGCUUCGACGAAUCCUCAUUGCCAGAAGGCUUGCUCACGAGGUACGCGCUGACGACGACGUUCUUGAGCCAUUUUAAACCUGCCGAUGACAAUCCUUCCGACCCGUCCCCUCUACUGUCAAUGCUGGAAAAGCAGUUCCCAGUAGGAGAAGUAGAAGCAGGAACGGGACCAUCACCCCCUUUCCAAUGGACGCAAACAAUCGCAGCGGCCCUCUACCACAUCGCCAAAGCAAUAGAGAUCCGUGCCGCAGGCAUCGUCGCAGCCGCCACCUUCGCCCUCUUGAAACUCGCAGAAGACGUCCCACCUCCUGUCCCAAAGGGUCACCACCAUCAUCAUCAAGACGAAAACCACCAACACGGGCACCCCCACCACCAGCGGAAGCAAGGCAUCCCUCCUAGUAUGGAGCUAGGCGUCGGUUACACGGGUGGCUGCAUCUCCCAUUUCCAAGAUUACCUCGCCGACACGCAAGACUUUUUAGACAAGAUCGUAAAGCUAGAAUACUCUGCGGGCGGACCAGAAUCACAGUCGCCUCUGCCGGUGAGAAUCGUUCUUAGCCCUUGCCAUGACGGCGGGAUCAAGGGCGCCGGAAUCCUCGUGGCCGCCACGAGGAAAACGUUUAGGCAAGAAACAUAGUUUGUUGAGAAGGGAAAUGACAUAAAGACUUGGCUACAGUCGUGUGAAUGAGAGGUUAUCCGCCCGCCUCAAUUACUUGCUGUACCAUUGAGGCAGAAUCGUCUCGAGAAGGGACGAGAGAACGGUGAGAUGGGAUGAGGUAUACUAGGAGUGCCUUUCACGUAUAAAUGACGAAUACGCACUCGCUCUGCUCCGUAGGGUGUAGAAUAAUACAUCACCAG